Molecule: messenger RNA, 3204 nt
Organism: Sabethes cyaneus
Lineage: Eukaryota; Metazoa; Arthropoda; Insecta; Diptera; Culicidae
Product: protein O-mannosyl-transferase Tmtc3-like
Exons: 11
Coding region: 1-3204 (1067 amino acids)
Biological process (GO): protein O-linked glycosylation via mannose
Cellular component (GO): endoplasmic reticulum
Molecular function (GO): protein binding; mannosyltransferase activity
Source: RefSeq, a predicted model, not a curated record
AUGUCGUCUCACCACCUGUACGGGGCCCUGAUUGCCCUGACGUGCGUGCUGUGCUACCAUAACAGUCUGAACUGUGGCUUCGUGUUCGACGACAUUAGUGCAAUUAAGGAAAAUCGGGACCUGCGGCCGCAUUCGUCCAUCAAAAAUGUUUUCCUCAACGACUUCUGGGGGACGCCGAUGCAUAAGGAACAAAGCCAUAAAUCAUACCGGCCGCUGUGUGUGCUAACGUUCCGCUGGAAUUAUCUGCUGCACGGACUCGAUCCGGCCGGUUACCAUCUGGUGAACGUCCUGCUUCACACCGUCGUUUCGCUGAUGUACUUCCGAAUGUGCGCAAUGCUCCUGUCGGAGGUGGCCAGUUUUGCAGCGGCCAUGUUGUUCGCGGUGCAUCCCAUCCACACCGAGGCGGUAACCGGCGUGGUUGGUCGUGCCGAAACGCUUUCUUCGGUGUUCUUCCUGGCGGCGUUUAUCUUUUACACCAAGGCGACCAGGCGGAAAAAAGCAACCGGUUGGAGGUAUCUUUCGGUAGCUAUGCUGUUUGUCACCACGGCGAUGCUCUGCAAGGAGCAGGGCAUUACCAUCACCGGUGUCUGUGCUAUUUACGAGAUUUUCGUCGCCCAAAAGAUCCGCCUGGGCGACAUCUACCAUCUGGCUCGGUCGGUGAUGAGCGGCAAAUCGCUGGCCUUGCCCAGCGGUUGGUGGCCACACGAAGCCACCCGACGGCUAGCCGUCCUGUGCGUAGCCACCGUGGCGCUUCUGUUUGCUCGGCUGCAAAUUAUGGGCUCCCAGCUGCCGGUAUUCACUAGAUUCGACAACCCGGCCUCUGUGUCGUCAACCCCGACGCGGCAACUGUCGUACAACUAUCUGGCGUCCGUCAAUCUGUGGCUGCUGCUGUUUCCGUGCGAUCUGUGCUGCGAUUGGACCAUGGGUACGGUUCCGCUGGUGGAAGGAUUCUCCGAUCCGCGCAAUCUGAUGACGCUCGCCGCGUACGGACUGAUUGCCGUCCUGGUCUGGGUGGCCUUCAUCCAACCGGACCACCGGCAAAAGUCGGCCGUCAUCGUGAUGGGACUUGCCUUCAUGAUUCUUCCGUUUCUGCCAGCGUCCAAUCUAUUUUUUCCGGUGGGUUUCGUGAUCGCUGAACGAGUGCUGUACAUGCCUUCGAUGGGAUUUUGCAUCCUGGUGGCGUACGGUUUUCAGCUCCUAGCGGAGCGGUGGUCCCGAAAACUAUCCUGGGCAUGUCUGUGCUUUCUGCUGUUGAGUCAUUCGAUUAAAACCUACAACCGUAAUGCCGAUUGGGAGUCGGAAUAUACGAUCUUCAUGUCCGGUCUGAAGGUGAAUCAACGGAAUGCAAAGUUGUUCAACAACGUCGGACACGCGCUGGAAAGCGAAGGUAAAUUCGAGGAAGCGCUGCAGUUCUUCCACAAGGCGGUCAGCGUGCAGGAGGAUGACGUCGGGGCGCACAUCAACGUCGGUCGGACGUACAAUCAUCUGAAAAUGUUUAAGGAGGCCGAGCAGGCCUAUCUGAAGGCAAAAUCGCUCCUGCCGAAAGCCAAACCAGGCGAAUCCUAUCAGGCGCGCAUCGCGCCGAAUCAUCUAAACGUGUUUCUAAACCUGGCUAAUCUGAUCUCGAAAAAUGCCACCCGCCUGGAGGAAGCCGAUCUCCUGUAUCGGCAGGCGAUCAGCAUGAGGUCGGACUACACACAGGCCUACAUCAACCGGGGCGACAUUCUGAUCAAAUUGAACCGCACCAAGGAGGCACAGGAGGUGUACGAAAGGGCGCUGCUCUACGACAGCACCAAUCCCGAUAUCUACUAUAAUCUGGGCGUUGUCUUCCUAGAACAAGGCAAAGCAUCCCAGGCGUUGGCCUAUCUGGACAAAGCGCUCGAGUUCGACCCGGAGCACGAACAGGCCCUGCUUAAUUCGGCAAUUUUGCUGCAGGAGUUGGGCCGUCCGGAACUGCGUAAGAUAGCACGGGAACGACUACUAAAACUGCUAGCCAAAGACGAAAGCAACGAACGAGUUCACUUCAAUCUCGGCAUGCUGGCGAUGGAUGACCGCAACACGGACGAGGCGGAAAACUGGUUCCGCCGGGCGGUGCACCUGAAGCAGGACUUCCGCAGUGCGCUGUUCAAUCUGGCGCUGCUGCUGGCGGACGACCACCGCCCGUUGGAGGCCGCUCCUUUCCUGAACCAGCUGGUCAAGUACCAUCCGGACCACAUCAAGGGACUGAUCCUGCUCGGGGACAUCUACAUCAACAACAUCAAGGAUCUGGAUGCGGCCGAGAAUUGCUACAAGCGCAUCCUCCAGCUGGACCCAAUCAACAUUCAAGGUCUGCACAAUCUCUGCGUGGUGUACGUGGAACGGGGCAAACUGGCCCAGGCUCAGUCGUGUUUGUCCCACGCGCACCAGCUGGCUCCCGCCGAGGACUACAUUCUGCGUCAUCUGCAGAUUGUGCAGACACGGAUCGCCCGGCUGCACGGGACGCCCGGUCCGAGCCGGGAGAAAGAAAUUGCCUUUACGGAUUUCGAUCCACGUGAGUUCGGAGGAAAUCCCUCGACGACGACGACGACGACGCCGACAGCGGCGGCGGCGGCGGAAGCCGACCUCCAGCAGCCACCACACGGUGGUAACAGUGUAAAUAGUCCAACCGAUUCGGAUGCUUCUGCCGACAGCAGUGGCACCAGCAGUAGUAGUAGAAGUAAGAGUAGUAGUGAUAACGAUACACAUAAUAAUUUGGAAACAUCAUUACCUCAACCGAACGAUGCGACUGAAGCAGGCAACAGCAACAGCAGUAGCAGUAGUAGGAGUAGCACUAGCAGUAAAGAUAGUGAUGGCAGCGACAGCAGCGACCCCAUUUUUAUCGAUUCCGAGGAAUCGGUCUCUUCAUCCACGUCCGCCUCUUCGAGCGGAAGCCACUCCCGGCUGCAUCAAAAUGCGCCGAAAUCCGGCGGCGACGAGUUGACUGGUGACAACCGCAGCAGCAGGACUGGUAGACCUAGCAGCAGCAGCAGUAGUAGCAGUAGCACUGGCAGUGAGAAUAUUAAUUCUCAUUACCACCAAAACCAUCAUUAUCAGCAGCAGCAGCAGCAGCAACGAAGAAGAAACGUUGCCUUUCAGCAGCAGGCGGAUGACUCCGCGACGAGUGCAAGCUCCCCGGCGACGCUUGUCGGGAAGGACCUCGAUAAUCCAUCGUCCGGGAUGUCAUAG